Messenger RNA from Mya arenaria, 1861 nucleotides. RefSeq names its product protein rolling stone-like. The coding region runs from base 148 to 1077 and encodes 309 amino acids. The record is from RefSeq and is a predicted model, not a curated record. Gene Ontology annotation, cellular component: membrane. The transcript has 5 exons. Lineage: Eukaryota; Metazoa; Mollusca; Bivalvia; Myida; Myidae.
CGGAAGUUGAAUCUGUACUGGUAAGGUCAAGGUUGCAACUGCAAACAAUAUAAUAUACGGAAGAGAAGAUGUAAAAACCUCAGUAGUAUAGCUGUUGAAAAACAUUCCAAGCCAAGCCAAGUAGAAAGUACUUUAUAGCUGUUGAGGAUGAUGAUCAAAAUCACCCUGCGUCUUGUGAAAGCCACACAAGAGGGGGUGGUUCUUGCUCAGAGGGCUGUUCGUGCUUACACAAGAUAUGCCUUUUUCUCGUUCCGAGACCGCAAGGGGAGACAAACAGACUCCAACAAGUCUGUCCUUGAUGGUCCCAGACACGGUCUUAUGUACAACAACGUGGAGGACUUUGUCUUAUCUCAGUGGAGUGACAAUCCAGUGCCUUAUGCAAUCUACAGGACCAUAGUUGCCCUUUAUUUCUUCCUGAUGGUUUGGUACACUGCAAUUUAUGGAACAAUUGGGACAAAGAUGGUAAUCAUGCUCACAUACUGGUCCUUCUACAUUCUGGUGGCUUGUCAGAUUGUCCGGGCAGCCAACUGCUGGCAUUACAUCGGGCUCAAGAGAAGGGGAGAAGAUGUGCAUGCGAGGUUGAGAAACAAGCGGAGAAUCAAGGUACAAUGGCUGCUUCACAACCUGUCCAGCGACGCUGCACCCCUUGUGUCCGUCCUCUUCUGGACUAUAGCAUAUGAUGGAAGUGGAGUAACAUUAAUCAACUGCACCACACAUGGAAUCAAUGCGAUAUUUGUCGUUGUUGACACGCUCAUAUCACGUACGCCAAUGCGCAUGCUGCACCUCUACCAGUGUGCCAGUCUUGGAGUGGUUUAUGCAGGGUUUAGCUACGUGUACCACCUGUGUGGUGGCACAAACCACAAGGGGGAACCCUACAUCUACAAGCCACUGGAUUACGCCAACAACUUCCGUACGGCCGUCUCCACUCUGCUUGUGUCCAUAGUUCUUGUUGCUCCACUUAUUCAUUGCUGGAUCUUUUUCCUCUACCGGUUCAGACUAUUUAUACAUAGAUACCUCAGAGCAGUGGAAAAAAGAGCUGAUCACCAAGUGCUUGUUAAGUCUGAAAAAGUAAUGUAAGCUUGUCCAGUAUUAAAAAAUACCAGUAAUGUGUUGUCAGCUGUUGGUGUAAUUACUGUGUUUUCUUUCGAUUUUUGAAGAAAAUGAAAUUUCAAUAUUUACUUGUGUGUGCUAACUUCUUUUAUUUUCUCAAUAAUAGUUCAUCGAAUUUCAUACAUAGGAAACUAUUAAAUCAUUGUGUGAACAAAAUAUUUUGAUUUGAAGGGACAAUUAUUUUUACAUCAGAUUCUGCAUGUUUUUUCGUGAAGUACUUUUCUGCAUACUAUACUCACCAAUGUGAAAUCUCAUAGCUCUGACUAACAGACAGUUAAUAAGUGGGAAAUUCUCCUAAUAAUGAUUGUUUUAAAGGGCACUGGGAAUAUAGGAUUAAAAGGGAGAUCAAUGACAUUUUUUUAGCAAAAAACCUGAAAUAUUUGUGUGUCUGAAAGUUUUGAUAUAUUAAACUCUUUUGGAAAUUACAUGUACAUGUAUAAGGAACUUAAGGUACUUUAUGUUUUUGUUUUUUUUCAUUUUCAAAAGAUCUGAAGAAAUGCACAUUUGAUGAUUAUACAAAAAACAACAACACUCUAGUCAGGAAUUGCAUUGAACAUGGAUCUUUUUCUCACUGUCUAAUUUAUUUUGAUGUUGUAUGGCGCCUAUUGUUCUACAAAUGUGACAUGAUCUGUUAAUUUGCUCUGCAUUCAGUGUGAAUACUCAAUAGUGUUUAAGUUGGUUUUUAUAAACAUUAGUAUUACUCUUAUGCAUGUUACUUUCAAUGAAAGUUCAAUAAAAUGAUAUACCUUGA